Molecule: messenger RNA, 927 nt
Organism: Spirometra erinaceieuropaei
Lineage: Eukaryota; Metazoa; Platyhelminthes; Cestoda; Diphyllobothriidea; Diphyllobothriidae
Source: the annotation of a GenBank genome assembly
AUGGUCGAUAGCGGUGUCCCCCAGGGUUCAGUACUGGGACCCAUUUUGUUCCAUAUCUACGUGGACGAUGCCGCAAGAGAUUUAGACUGUGAAGUAGCAAUGUUUGCGGAUGACAUGAAGAUAUGGAGUGUAAUUCGUGGUCCUGCCGAUGAAGACAGACUGCAGAUGAACCUGAAUCGGUUGGAGGAGUGGUCAAACCGUUGGCUCCUGCGGUUCAACGUUGCCAAAUGCAGCAUACUUCGCCUAGGCAACACAGCCAGAUCCGCCAGCACAAGAGGCUACUUUCUGGGCGGUGCAGCCCUACAAGAGGUCGAAGCCCAAAAGGACCUCGGUGUGCUUACGACGAGUUCCCUAAAACCAUCCGCCCACUGUUCGAGGGUGGCAAAAACCGCAAUGUCCGUACUGUACGCCAUCAAGCGUGCGUUUAUGGACUUUGACGAAGAAGCUUUCUCUAAGACAUUCGGAACAUUCGUCCGGCCGAAUUUAGAGUACGGCAUACAAGCUUGGAGGCCGUGGGCUGUUGUGGAUCAAAACUGCCUCAAAAGAGUCCAGAGGAGAGCCACGAGGAUGGUCAGGGGUCAAAGCUCCUUUCCUUAUGCGACCCGCCUAGUAAAUCUGAACCUCUUUCCUUUGAGUUACAGGCAACUUCGCGGAGAUCUCUUGCAAGCCUUCCGCAUUGUAAAGGGGUUGGACUGCAGUCUGGCCUUCGAGGACUUUUUUGAAUUUGCUACCACGACCAACCUCCGAGGUCACCCGUUAAAACUGCGCACUCAGCAGGCACGGCUGGAUGUGCGGAAGUUCUCCUUCUCGGUUCGGGUGGUCAAACCGUGGAAUGAGCUUCCCGCAGCUGUUGUGAUGUCACCAUCUAUACAAAAUUUUAAGAAGAAUCUGGACAUAUUUAUGGUCCGAAAUGACCAAGAGCGAUGA